CCAAGCCCAACUCUCCCCGAUGUACAUGAAAUUGAUAUUAAACUAACCCCCUUCCGAAAACCUACUUUUAUAUACAACGAAGUACCCAUAUUCCUGUCCUGUAUACCAGAACUGCUGCUGCUGCUAUACAUAUAGUCCCAAGAAAAAUGAUGGUGUCUUCCAAUCUCAGUGAUUCCCAGGCGGAAAAAGAUGAAAGCAGCAGCAGCAACCCAUAUCUCAGCAUCUAUGGCCCCGAGGCAAAAGCAGAUGUUGUCUUUAAGAUUCCAGAAGCAGACUCCUCUUUGAACUUCCAAGACAUGCAAGGACUUGUCAACUGGGUGCUUGCUGAGGGGUUCAUGCCGUCCUGGAUUUUUAUAAAAAACAAACCCCUGAUUCCGAAAGUGGUUAUGCUUUAUGUCCCUGGCCUUGAUGCGGGUCUCUACUUGUCCCAGUCUAAGUUGCUCCACAGUUUUAAAGAAUUCUGUGGAAUUCCAAGGGCAGUAUUAGCUCUGAGCUGUAUAGCAGAUGGAAUGCAGACUAUAGAUGCUCUUCUUACCUGUAAGGUAAAAAGAAAAAGGGACAAUGCUGAGUCAGUUAAUAAACCUAUUCAGAGACUUGAUCAAGGAACUUCUAAUUCUGGUGUAAACAAUCUAACCUUUGGCGAUCUCCCAAAAAAAUUACUAUUUCCCCUGUCAUAUUAUACACUCACAGAGAAGGAACUAGAAGAUAACGGUUACUGCAUAAGUCAACCAGAUUUUGUUUCGACUCUUUCCUCUCCUUCAGGAGUUCCUAAGCACAAAAUGUUAGCACUUGAUUGUGAAAUGUGUAUCACGAAAGAGGGUUUCGAGCUGACGAGAGUAACAAUGGUGGAUAUUAAAGGACAGGUCUUAUUGGAUAAAUUGGUAAAACCGUCAAACCCGAUUAUGGAUUAUAACACCAGGUACAGCGGCAUCACACAUGAGAUGCUAGAUCCGGUGACCAUUACCCUCAAAGAUAUUCAGGAAGAUUUUGUACAGCUUGUACACAAAGAAACCAUCUUGGUUGGGCAUUCAUUGGAAAAUGAUUUGCUAGCACUUAAAAUAUCUCACCAUCUUGUGAUAGAUACAGCUGUAUUGUACAAGCAUUCACGUGGUGGCACUUCUACUUAUAAGAUAUCACUCCGUGUGCUCACUCGAAAAUUUCUUGCCAGAGAGAUACAGAACUCAAAUUGUGGACAUGAUAGUGUUGAAGAUGCAAGAGCUACUAUGGAACUAGCACUGCUGAAAAUAAGACAUGGACCGGACUUUGGUGCCCCUCCGUCAUUCAUGCGAAAGAAACUGCUUACAGUAUUAGGUGAAUGCGGCAAGACAUCGUCUGUUAUUGACAAUAUAUCUGUAGUGAAGCGAUAUGCAUCCGAGUCAUCCAAUGCAAUACCAAUAUCAUCUGACGAUGAGGCUCUUACAAAAGCAAAAAAAGAGGUAAAUAAUGAAAAAGUGCAUUUUGUCUGGGCACAAUUCUCGGAAUUAUAUACCAUUCUGAAGAAGCAAGCAGAGGAUGAUGACAAGUUGAAGGAAAAGCUGGCAAAUAUGAUUUCAUUGCUCACUUGUAAAAAAAUUCCGACAAGGAAAAAAUGCAUCACUUACAAGAUAACCUCUGAAAUAAAGGAUGUCCUUCACCGAUUAAAUGCCCGAGUCAAAACUUUGUGCUCCAGUUUACCUGCUAAUACUAUGCUUAUCAUCUGCACUGGUCAUGGGGACACUGCAGUCGUCCAGAGAUUGAGGAGAAUGCUAACACAACAAGUGGAAAUUCCUGCAUCCCGUGAGCACCUUGUUAAAGUUUUGGAAGAGCUGCAAGCCCAAGCUGAAGUAGGUUUGUGUUUUGUUGGUGUAAAGCACUAAAUACAAAAGUAAAAUCAGUCGUAAUCCUGUUCUGGCAAUUUUUGUUUUAUGUGAAAGGCAAGCAAUUUCAAGACCAAUCAUCUUUGUACAGAUAAAAACCGUAAUUUAAGUGUCUACAUAGGUAGGUUGCGGAAAUUUUGACCUUAGAGAUGAGUAUCCGAUGUGUUCUAUGGUUCAGUUAAUCUGCUGCUUCAGUUUCUUGUUUUUCCAAGAUGUUCUUAAAUCUAACUGAACCAUGCAGUCUGCACUCUCUGUAUACAGAAAAAUGGGUUAAUAGUGAGAUCAACUUGAGCGUUGGAA
This is a messenger RNA of Daucus carota subsp. sativus, 2156 nucleotides long. Its product is annotated as small RNA degrading nuclease 5. Gene Ontology annotation, cellular component: nucleus. NCBI's taxonomy places the organism in Eukaryota, Viridiplantae, Streptophyta, Magnoliopsida, Apiales, Apiaceae. The transcript is spliced from 14 exons. Gene Ontology annotation, molecular function: exonuclease activity; nucleic acid binding. The record is from RefSeq and is a predicted model, not a curated record. Bases 147 to 1856 code for a protein of 569 amino acids.